AUGCCCGGGGGAAAGAGAGGGCUGGUGGCGCCGCAAAAUACUUUUCUGGAGAACAUCGUUAGACGUUCAAGUGAGACCAGCUUUCUCCUGGGAAAUGCCCAGAUCGUGGAUUGGCCUGUAGUGUACAGCAAUGACGGAUUCUGCAAGCUCUCCGGCUUCCACAGAGCUGAGGUUAUGCAGAAGAGCAGCACAUGCAGUUUUAUGUAUGGAGAGCUGACGGACAAGAAGACCAUCGACAAAGUCAGGCAGACGUUCGAUGGCUAUGAAUCCAACUGCUUUGAAAUCCUGCUGUACAGAAAGAAUAGAAGUCCAGUGUGGUUCUACAUGCAAGUGGCUCCCAUCAGGAACGAGAAUGACAAGGUGGUUCUGUUCCUCUGCACGUUUAAGGACAUAACGCUGUUCAAGCAGCCCAUCGAGGAUGAAGCCACUAAAGCAUGGACCAAAUUUGCACGGCUCACGCGUGCCCUCACCAACAACCGCAACACGCUGCAGCAGCUGGCACCCAUGGGCAAACACGAAGUCAGCCAUAAACAGUCGAGACUGGCGGAGGUGUUGCAGCUCAACUCUGACAUCCUCCCCCAGUACAAACAGGAAGCCCCGAAGACGCCUCCUCACAUCAUCCUUCACUACUGCACCUUCAAGACCACCUGGGACUGGGUCAUCCUCAUCCUCACUUUUUACACAGCCAUCAUGGUUCCCUACAACGUCUCCUUCAAGACCAAGUACAACAACAUUGUCUGGCUGGUACUGGACAGUGUGGUGGACGUCAUCUUCCUGGUGGACAUUGUCCUCAACUUCCACACCACCUUUGUGGGUCCAGGUGGGGAGGUGAUCUCUGACCCCAAACUCAUCCGCAUGAACUACCUGAAAACCUGGUUCGUCAUUGACCUGCUGUCCUGCCUGCCUUAUGACAUCAUCAAUGCUUUUGAGAAUGUGGAUGAGGGCAUCAGCAGUCUGUUCAGCUCUCUGAAGGUGGUCCGCCUGCUGCGUCUGGGCCGGGUGGCCAGGAAACUGGACCAUUACCUGGAGUAUGGGGCAGCUGUUCUGGUCCUUCUGGUCUGCGUAUUUGGACUGGUGGCCCACUGGCUGGCUUGCAUCUGGUACAGCAUUGGUGACUAUGAGGUCAUUAAUGAGGCCACCAAGACCAUCAAGAAGGACAGCUGGCUCUACCAACUGGCUAUCAGCAUUGGCUCGCCUUAUAAAUACAAUGCCAGUGGCUCUGGCCAGUGGGAGGGGGGUCCUGGCAAGGACUCGCUGUACAUCACCUCUUUGUAUUUCACCAUGACAAGUCUGACAACCAUCGGCUUUGGCAACAUUGCACCAACCACGGAUGGAGAGAAGAUCUUUUCUGUGGCUAUGAUGAUGGUGGGAUCUCUUCUUUAUGCGACCAUUUUUGGAAAUGUGACCACCAUUUUCCAGCAGAUGUACGCCAACACCAACCGCUACCAUGAGAUGCUCAACAACGUCAGGGACUUCCUGAAGCUCUACCAGGUUCCCAAGGGCCUCAGUGAGCGGGUUAUGGACUACAUCGUCUCCACUUGGUCCAUGUCUAAAGGCAUCGACACAGAAAAGGUCUUAUCCAUCUGUCCCAAAGACAUGCGAGCUGACAUCUGUGUCCACCUCAACAGAAAGGUGUUCAAUGAGCAUCCAGCCUUCAGGUUAGCCAGUGAUGGCUGCCUGCGCUCCCUGGCUGUAAAGUUUCAAACCAUCCAUUGUGCUCCAGGAGAUCUGAUCUUCCACGCUGGCGAAAGCGUUGACACCCUCUGCUUUGUGGUGUCGGGGUCUCUAGAAGUCAUCCAGGAUGAUGAGGUUAUCGCCAUCUUAGGUAAAGGGGAUGUGUUUGGAGAUAUCUUUUGGAAAGAAGCUACCCUGGCUCAUGCGUGCGCCAAUGUUCGAGCACUAACUUACUGUGAUCUCCAUGUUAUUAAGAGAGAAGCCCUGCUCAAAGUUUUGGAGUUUUACACAGCCUUCGCCAAUUCCUUCUCCCGCAACCUUAUCCUCACCUGUAACCUGCGCAAACGGAUAAUUUUCCGUAAAAUCAGUGAGGUGAAGAAGGAGGAAGAAGAGAGGGAGCGAGCAAAAAAUGAGGUGCAGCUAACCAUCCCGCAGGACCACCCAGUCCGUAAGCUUUUCCAGAAGUUCAAGCAGCAGAGGGAGCUCCGCAACCAGGGAGCUGCAGCUACUUCUCAGCUGGACCUGGAGAAGAAUCAACUUCAGGUGAAGAAGCAGCACCAUCAACAUCUGCACCCCUUAACCCUGCAGCUGGGCCAUUCCAGUCUGCAGCACUCGCUGCCGCUCAACCUGAAGCAGCCCCACACCUCCAUGCAGAAUGGGGCACCACCCAACAGCAGUGUGCUGACCGUGUCUCAGGUCACGCCCAUGCAGAGUUCUCUGGCCUACAGCCAUCCCAGGGAACCUCUUGCGAAGCAGAAUAACUGUAAUAUCAUGGAGCUGCAGCCCAACUCUGCUGCAGAGGGAGGUGAGCUGCCCGUCAUGCUCAAAGUAAACACCAGCCCUGUGCUGGGAGAGCCAGCCAUCAAGGCCAGAGGAUGGAUGCACCUGCAAAACAGCAUGGUUCCAAUGGAAGCAAGGAAGGAGGGGCUAAAUAACACUGUUAAGGCUGUUUCUGUGGAGAUACUGUCUCAGGACAGUAAAGGUCAGGAAGCAGGAGGCAAUGUGGACAUAGGAGAGGGUGGGGUGACCAGCAACAACCCUCUCCGUAAGACUGACUCCUGCGACAGUGGGAUCACAAAGAGUGAGUUGCGGAUUGACCGAGCAGGGGAGGCGCGGACCCCUGUAGUAGUUACUCCCCUCUUCCACAGCCCUCUCCCUGAAGGGGCAGGAUCCACUCACCCUUUCUGCCCCAUACCAGAGCAGACCCUACAAAUUGCGCUGCAUGAGACCAGGCUGGAGCUACGUGGGGACAUCCAGACUCUAGGAGGCCGUCUGGGUGCCUUAGAGAGUCGGGUAGCUCAAAUUAUCAAACUACUGUCGGACAAGAGCCGACCGUCCACUGGGGCAUCUUCUGCCUCCACCACACCUAAAACUAAAAUACGUCAGGAUAUUUUCACCGUUUCCAGGCCUGUUUCCCCAGACUCAGAGAAGGAUAAUGGGCUCUGA
Molecule: messenger RNA, 3120 nt
Organism: Melanotaenia boesemani (Boeseman's rainbowfish)
Lineage: Eukaryota; Metazoa; Chordata; Actinopteri; Atheriniformes; Melanotaeniidae
Gene: kcnh5b
Product: potassium voltage-gated channel, subfamily H (eag-related), member 5b
Exons: 13
Coding region: 1-3120 (1039 amino acids)
Biological process (GO): regulation of membrane potential; potassium ion transmembrane transport
Cellular component (GO): membrane
Molecular function (GO): voltage-gated potassium channel activity
Source: RefSeq, a predicted model, not a curated record